This is a messenger RNA of Helicoverpa zea (corn earworm), 704 nucleotides long. RefSeq names its product larval cuticle protein 1-like. Gene Ontology annotation, molecular function: structural constituent of chitin-based larval cuticle. Gene Ontology annotation, cellular component: chitin-based extracellular matrix. The record is from RefSeq and is a predicted model, not a curated record. The transcript has 3 exons. Bases 142 to 483 code for a protein of 113 amino acids. NCBI's taxonomy places the organism in Eukaryota, Metazoa, Arthropoda, Insecta, Lepidoptera, Noctuidae.
CAACUUAUUUGCUAUCAAUUAAAGAAUCCGGACUAACGACAUUGCGAAUUUGACAUAAUUUUAAGAGGCGGAGAAAUGUAUAAAAGAUCGUGUCACUUUGGGUAAAUCAUCAGUUGCCCAGCAGCCAUCAAACAUACAAACAUGAAAUUCAUCAUCGUUGUCGCCCUCGCCCUCGUGGCCGUCGCCGUGGCCGCCCCCGCUGAGGUGGAGAUCGUCAAGAUCGUCCGCUCCAACUUCGACCAGGAGCCCGAGGGUGGAUACCAGUUCGCUUUCGAGAGCGAGAACGGCAUCAACCGCCAGGAAGCCGGACAAGUUAAGGAAGUUCUGGAUGAGGAGAACAAGCCCCACAAGGUAGUGGUUGUGCGCGGUUCCUACGGCUACACCAACCUGGAGGGCAAGCCCGAGACCGUCAGCUACUACGCCGACGAGUCUGGCUACCACGCUGAGGGAGACUCCAUCCCCAAGGUCCCCGCCAGGAGAUAAGCUAACAACGACCACUCGCCACGAACCAUAAUUAGUUGCUAGUCAGCUGAUUCGUCUAAGGACUUUGAUAAUGUUUAAGAUGACAAGAGCGGUAGCAUAUCAGCCACAUUUACUACUUUUGCUCCUUGUUAUUUGAAGCUUACUGCCAUAUUUUUGUUACGUGUUGACUUAUGAUAAUGUGAUUCAUAGUGUAAAUAAAUAAAGCAAAACUGAAGAUCUUA